Molecule: messenger RNA, 726 nt
Organism: Colletotrichum gloeosporioides
Lineage: Eukaryota; Fungi; Ascomycota; Sordariomycetes; Glomerellales; Glomerellaceae
Exons: 5
Coding region: 1-726 (241 amino acids)
Source: RefSeq, a predicted model, not a curated record
AUGGCUUCCUCCUCAUGCGGGAAACGGGCCUCUGAUGAAGAAUGGCUGAAACACAAAUCCAACAUAGAACGCAUGUUCGUCGAGGAAAAGAAGUCUCUUGUCGAGACAAGACAGCGUCUAGAAAAUGACGGUUUGCUGGUCACCAAGGCACAGCUUGAAUACAAGUUGAAGCUAUGGGGGUUUCGCAGAAGAGUACCGAAAACCAAGAGCGAUGCCGUCUGGCAAUUCAUUGGUCGUCGUGUUCAACGAAGGAAGCAGCAAGGAAAAGAAACCCAGGUCACGUUUGGCAAGGAAAUUAUCGAUGCCGCCAAAGUCUGCAAAGAGAUUAAGCGGCACCACGAAACCACGAUUGCCAGAUUCAGUCAGCCGAGUCCAAUGACCCCUGAAGGCCUUGAGAUUAUCCUCAACACCCCAGCACCACUGCCCAUGCGAUUCAUAUGGCCAACCGGUCUGUCUUGGAGCAAUUUUGAAGACAAAUUUCCAUUCACCUUCUCUGCUCCCGGCUUGCUCCGGAACAUGAGCAACAUAUCAAAUGAUUUGAGAUGCCGGAAGGAAGACUUAUACUUCACCAACAUGCUACGCGUUUUUGCUCCUGAACAUGCGGCUGGAAGCAGCGUUGCUCAACUGGCUGCCGAAAUCGGAUCUGUUAUGCCCGAGACCCACGAAAAUGAGAACUUCGGUCGGGCUACUCGACUUCUCCAGGGCACGGCCGACGAACAGAGAUGA